Diospyros lotus (date-plum) is the source of this 6116-nucleotide messenger RNA. Its product is annotated as guanine nucleotide exchange factor SPIKE 1. The record is from RefSeq and is a predicted model, not a curated record. Gene Ontology annotation, biological process: positive regulation of GTPase activity; small GTPase-mediated signal transduction. The transcript is spliced from 32 exons. Bases 341 to 5884 code for a protein of 1847 amino acids. NCBI's taxonomy places the organism in Eukaryota, Viridiplantae, Streptophyta, Magnoliopsida, Ericales, Ebenaceae. Gene Ontology annotation, molecular function: guanyl-nucleotide exchange factor activity.
AGGGAGAGGGAGAGAGAGAGAGAGAGAGAGAGAGGAGGGGGGAGAGAGAAGAGGCACCGCCCCAUCGUCGCCCCCACUGCCAAAGCCCUUACUUUGCUUAUAAUUCAGCGGUUCGCGAGAAAACGCAGACACAUUGAGGCGUCUCUAAAAUUCUGGUCGCCAGGGGACACGAAAGCCUAAUUCUAGCCCGAUCUCCGACUGGGUUUAUACUAAUUUCAGGUUUUCGCCGCAUGUAUUGCUGUCGGUUGAGUCGUUUCUUGGUUCACUGGACGAUCUGGGGCUGCAAGGAGGGCGUGGGUUUGCAGAUCUCAUGUUUUAGGAGUUCGUAGUGGAGCAGGCCAUGGAAAACUUGUCAUCACAUGGGAAUCGUUUUCGGAGAAUACCAUGCCAGUCUUACACUGCUAACCUGAACUUAGACCCAUUGCUUGAUGAAAAUUUAGAGCAGUGGCCACAUCUGAAUGAACUUGUUCAGUGCUAUGGAACUGAUUGGGUCAAGGAUGAAAACAAAUAUGGCCGCUAUGAUAGUAUUGGUCCAAUUUCUUUUCAGAAUCAGAUAUUUGAGGGUCCUGAUACUGAUAUUGAAACAGAAAUGCAUCUUGCUAAUGUUAGGCAAAGUAAGACUGAGGAUGCUACUGAUGAUGAAAUCCCCAGUACCUCAGGGAGGCAGUUUAUGGAUACUACCUUGUUUGACUCAUCACUUUCUAAAGUUCCAAAGCAUCUGGGUGAAUCUCCUCUGCCUGCUUAUGAACCUGUUUUUGAUUGGGAAAAUGAGAGGUCAAUGAUAUUUGGGCAAAGGGUUCAAGAAAAUCAUUUGGCGCAAUGUAGCAGUGCCUUGAAGAUCUCUGUGAAAGUCUUAUCCUUAUCUUUCCAAGCAGGACUAGCAGAGCCAUUUUAUGGAACAAUUUGCUUAUACAAUAGGGAGAGAAGAGAAAAGUUAUCAGAGGAUUUCAUCUUCCGUAUGCUUCCAGCUGAGAUGCAGGAUGCUAGGAGUUCUUGUGAACCUCGUGGUAUUUUCUAUCUGGAUGCUGCAUCAGCAUCAGUUUGUCUUUUGAUCCAGUUAGAGAAGCCUGCCACUGAGGAAGGUGGAGUGACACCCUCUGUCUAUUCGCGCAAAGAGCCAGUUCACCUGACCGAGAGAGAAAAGCAGAAACUGCAAGUGUGGUCCCGCAUCAUGCCUUAUAGAGAGUCAUUUGCUUGGGCCAUUGUUCCAUUAUUUGAUAAUAGCAUUACUGCAGCUUCUGGUGGCUCAGCUUCUCCCAGCAGUCCUCUGGCUCCCAGCAUUUCUGGGUCAAGUUCCCAUGAUGGCGUUUCCAAAUCAAGUGCGAAGAUCGCUUUAGAUGGGAAGCCAGGUUACUCCAGUGGAAGCUCUGUCAUUGUUGAGAUUUCAAAUUUGAACAAAGUUAAGGAAGGUUAUACAGAGGACUCCCUCCAGGAUCCUAAACGCAAGGUUCAUAAGCCUGUGAAAGGUGUCUUGAGAUUGGAAAUUGAAAAGCUCCAAGCUAGUCCUGUUGACUUUGAAAAUGUUUCGGAAAGUGGUAGUGUAACCAAUGAUUCUGUUGACCCUGGAGACCGAUUAGCUGAUUCUCCAUCGACUAAAGGCCCAAUUAAUGGUUCUGAUGGGCCUCACACAGGUGAUUCCAAGUGGAAUUCCCUUGAUGGGAGGGACAUUCAGCGAAAUGGAUCAACUACUCAAGGCAACCCAGAUAUUAAUGCCGAAGAUUUCCAGGCUUUUGAUUUCCGGACGAUGACUAGAAAUGAGCCUUUCUUGCAGCUUUUUCAUUGCCUUUAUGUCUAUCCCUUGACUGUUAGUUUGAGUAGGAAAAGAAAUUUGUUUAUACGUGUUGAACUUAGAAAGGAUGAUGCAGAUGUUCGCAGGCAGCCUUUAGAGGCAAUGCAUCCGAGGGAACCAGGUGUUCUGCUCCAGAAAUGGGCUCAGACACAAGUUGCUAUUGGGGCGAGGGUGGCCUGCUACCAUGAUGAAAUUAAAGUCUCCCUCCCUACUACUUGGACACCAUUGCAUCACCUUUUAUUCACUUUCUAUCACAUUGACCUUCAAACAAAGCUGGAAGCGCCAAAGCCAGUACUAAUCGGAUAUGCAGCACUUCCAUUGUCAACACAUGCUCAGUUGAGAUCAGAAAUUUCUUUACGAAUAAUGAGAGAGCUGGUUCCGCAUUAUCUUCAAGAAACUGGCAGGGAGAGGCUGGAUUACUUGGAGGAUGGACAAAAUGCCUUUAGAUUAAGGUUGCGACUAUGUUCAUCAUUAUAUCCCCUCAGUGAGCGCAUUAGAGAUUUUUUUCUCGAGUAUGACCGACACACGCUUCGUACAAGCCCUCCUUGGGGCUCUGAACUUCUAGAGGCCAUCAAUAGUUUGAAGAAUGUUGAUUCCACUGCUCUGCUUCAGUUUCUUCAGCCAAUUUUGAAUAUGCUUCUCCAUCUUAUAGGAAAUGGUGGAGAAACCCUUCAGGUUGCAGCCUUCAGAGCCAUGGUUAACAUUUUAACAAGGGUGCAGCAGGAGUCAGUUGAUGAAGCUGAAAGGAACCGUUUUCUUGUGAAUUAUGUUGAUUAUGCUUUCGAUGAUUUUGGAGGUCGUCAACCACCAGUUUAUCCUGGUUUGUCCACUGUGUGGGGAAGCUUGGCACGGAGUAAGGCCAAAGGAUACCGAGUAGGUCCUGUAUAUGAUGAUGUAUUGGCAAUAGCUUGGUUUUUCCUUGAGUUGAUUGUUAAGUCAAUGGCUUUGGAGCAAACGCGACUGUUCUAUCACAACAUUCCUUUGGGUGAAGAUGUUCCACCAAUGCAGUUGAGAGAAGGUGUUUUCAGAUGUGUUAUGCAAUUAUAUGAUUGUCUUCUGACAGAAGUACAUGAGCGUUGCAAGAAAGGGUUAAGCUUGGCAAAACGUUUGAAUAGUAGUUUGGCCUUCUUCUGCUAUGAUCUGUUGUCUGUUGUUGAGCCUCGCCAAGUUUUUGAAUUGGUGUCAUUGUACUUGGAUAAAUUUUCUGGUGUAUGUCAACCAGUUUUGCAUGACUGCAAGCUUACAUUUCUCCAGAUCAUUUGUGAUCAUGAUCUAUAUGUAGAAAUGCCUGGACGGGAUCCUUCAGAUAGGAACUAUCUAUCGUCUGUAUUAAUACAAGAACUUUUCCUUACUUGGGAUCAUGAGGACUUGUCUCAGCGAGCAAAGGCUGCUAGAAUCCUCGUCUUUCUUCUGUGCAAGCAUGAGUUUGAUGCUCGAUACCAGAAGCCUGAAGAUAAAUUGUACAUAGCCCAGCUGUAUUUUCCACUUGUUGGCCAGAUUCUAGAUGAAAUGCCUGUCUUCUACAAUCUCAAUGCCAUUGAAAAGCGUGAAGUCUUGAUCGUUACUUUGCAAAUUGUACGCAAUCUGGAUGACACAUCACUUGUCAAGGCUUGGCAGCAAAGCAUUGCCCGAACCAGAUUGUUUUUCAAGCUCUUGGAGGAAUGCUUAACCUUAUUUGAGCACAGGAAACCAGCUGAUAGCAUGCUUGUGGGCGGUAGUUCACGCAGUCCAGUUGGGGAUGGACCUACAUCCCCAAAAUACUCUGAUAGGCUUUCUCCUGCAAUUAACCACUAUCUGACUGAGGCUUCACGGCAAGAAAUCAGACCUCCAGGAACCCCUGAGAAUGGCUACCUGUGGCAAAGAGUCAAUUCACAGCUCAGCUCCCCUAGCCAACCAUAUUCCUUGAGGGAAGCUCUUGCUCAGGCGCAGUCAUCUAGGAUUGGAGCUUCUACCCAAGCAUUAAGAGAGUCUUUGCAUCCAAUAUUGAGGCAAAAAUUGGAGCUUUGGGAAGAAAACUUGAGUGCUGCUGUCAGUCUUCAGGUUCUAGAAAUAACUGAGAAAUUUUCCACGACUGCAGCAUCUCAUAGCAUUGCUACUGAUUAUGGAAAACUUGAUUGCAUUACAUCCAUAUUUACAAGCUUUUUCUCUAGAAGUCAGCCAUUGGCUUUCUGGGAAGCUCUAUUUGCUGCUUUAAACAGUGUCUUCAGUCUUCAUGGUGCAAUGUUACUGGCAAGGGAAAAUGAUCGUUUCUUGAAACAAAUUGCUUUCCAUCUUCUGCGGCUUGCAGUUUUUAGAAAUGAUAAUAUUAGGAAAAGGGCAGUUAUUGGGCUACAGAUUCUCGUCCGGAGUUCUUUCUCUUACUUUAUGCAAACGGCAAGGUUAAGGGUUAUGCUGACUAUCACAUUGUCAGAGUUGUUGUCCGAUGUGCAAGUGACUCAGAUGAAAUCAGAUGGAGCACUUGAAGAAAGUGGUGAAGCACGGCGUCUACGGAAAUCUUUGGAGGAAAUGGCAGACGAAUCCAAGAGCCAUAACUUGUUAAGGGAGUGUGGACUUCCUGAAAGUGCACUCACUGCGAUUACAGAAAAGUCAUCAGAGAACCGAUGGUCAUGGUCAGAGGCAAAAUAUCUCUCUGAUAGUAUCCUCCUGGCUCUUGAUGCUAGCCUGGAACAUGCACUCUUGGCAACUGUAAUGAACGUUGAUAGAUAUGCAGCUGCAGAGAGCUUCUACAAACUUGCAAUGGCAUUUGCUCCUGUGCCAGAUCUUCAUAUAAUGUGGCUAUUGCAUCUAUGUGAUGCUCAUCAGGAGAUGCAAUCUUGGGCUGAAGCUGCACAGUGUGCCGUUGCUGUUGCUGGUGUUGUGAUGCAGGCCCUUGUAAGCAGAAAUGAUGGGGUCUGGAGCACAGAUCAUGUAACGGCUUUACAUAAAAUAUGCCCCAUGGUCAGCAGUGAGAUGAGUUCGGAAGCCUCAGCAGCUGAGGUAGAAGGAUAUGGUGCUUCAAAACUCACUAUUGACUCUGCAGUAAAAUACUUGCAGCUUGCAAAUAAGCUUUUCUCUCAAGCAGAACUUUACCAUUUUUGUGCAAGUAUUCUAGAACUUGUAAUUCCAGUCUAUAAGAGCAGGAGGGCAUAUGGACAGCUAGCUAAAUGCCACACGAUGCUAACCAAUAUCUAUGAGUCAAUCCUUGAACAGGAAUCAAGCCCAAUACCAUUCACCGAUGCCACAUAUUAUAGGGUAGGAUUCUAUGGUGAAAAUUUUGGAAAGCUAGAUAGAAAGGAAUAUGUAUAUCGAGAGCCUCGUGAUGUAAGGUUGGGGGACAUAAUGGAGAAACUUAGUCAUAUAUAUGAGUCAAGGAUGGAUGGAAAUCAUACCUUGCAUAUAAUUCCAGAUUCUAGACAAGUCAAAGCUGACGAAUUGCAGCCGGGGGUUUGCUACCUGCAAAUAACUGCUGUUGAUCCAGUCAUGGAAGAUGAAGACCUAGGAAGCAGAAGGGAGAGAAUUUUUUCCCUUUCCACUGGAAGCGUCCGUGCACGUGUAUUUGACCGCUUCUUAUUUGAUACUCCUUUUACCAAAAAUGGCAAGACCCAAGGUGGAUUGGAAGAUCAAUGGAAGCGGCGGACAGUUCUGCAGACGGAGGGCUCUUUCCCUGCGCUAGUGAAUCGGCUCCUGGUUACUAAAUCAGAGUCUCUUGAGUUCUCUCCCGUAGAGAAUGCAAUUGGAAUGAUUGAAACCCGGACAGCUGCGCUCCGAAGUGAGCUUGAGGAGCCUCGUAGCUCUGAAGGCGACCAACUCCCGCGUCUUCAAAGUCUACAGAGAAUACUUCAAGGCUCUGUUGCAGUUCAAGUCAACAGUGGAGUACUAAGUGUGUGCACGGCAUUCCUGUCGGGUGAGCCUGCGACAAGGCUACGGUCCCAGGAGCUGCAGCAACUCAUCGCUGCGCUCCUUGAAUUUAUGGCGGUCUGCAAGCGCGCUAUCAGGGUGCAUUUCAGGCUGAUCGGGGAGGAAGACCAGGAAUUCCACACACAGCUUGUCAAUGGGUUUCAGUCACUCACUGCAGAGUUAUCUCACUACAUCCCUGCUAUUCUCUCGGAGCUCUGACCAUUUAUUUCAUAACUUUGUUCUUGUGUUUCUGUCUGUAAUUUGUUCAUGUAUAUGAUUUUGCUUCUUUAUCUGUUCUCCUUUUUCCUUUGUUGUGGGGGAAAAGACAAGGGAUUUUUGUUGGUUGGGGGAGAAGUUGCACAAAAAAGGUGGCUUGCUUUCAUGUAUGUUAUCGAGUAUCUGUUCGGUAUUGUGUUUUCCCAUUAAUGCUAUGUGUUAGUUUCCUUAAAAA